UGAAUUUUCCAAAGAACGUGAAAAAGCUAAAAAACGUGGUAAAUACCAAAAAGCUAGAGAACAAAUGCAAUUUGAAGAAGAUGUCCAAGGUUAUUUGGAUUGGAUUAGUGCCGCUGAAGAUAUUAGUGAUGAUGAAGAGACAACAAAUAAAGAAGAUGAAAAAGAGAAAAAAUUUCGUUGGUGUGCUGCAUGUCGAACCACUUCAUCAUCAUCAUCAUCAGCAAAUGAUGACUUUGAAGAAGAAGAAGAAGACCCAUCUGAGCAUGGAUUAGAUGAUGCAGGUGGCGGCGGUGGUGCUGGUGGUGGUGCAGGACAUCGUAAUCAAUCAUCAUCACAACAACAUCAAUAUUUCUUUUGUAUUCCAUUGAAAGGAAGACGAUCACGACGUUGGAAUCGUCGUUGUCGACGUUCAUGUCGACGACUUGUUAAAUCACAAACAUUUUAUUGGAUAGUUAUAGUUUUGGUAUUUUUAAAUACUGGUGUUCUUACUUCGGAACAUUAUGGACAACCUUUAUGGCUUGAUGAUUUUCAAGAUAUGGCCAAUAUUGUAUUUGUCGUGUUAUUUUCAAUUGAAAUGUUAAUUAAAAUGUACAGUUUAGGCAUUCGUUGUUAUUUUGAUUUUAUGUUUAAUCGAUUCGAUUUUUUUGUGGUAAUUUGUAGUAUUAUAGAAGUUGUAUUAAUACAAACUAAAGUAAUGCCACCACUUGGUGUCUCUGUGCUACGUUGUGCACGUUUAUUACGUGUAUUCAAAGUAACAAGAUAUUGGAGUAGUUUACGUAAUUUAGUUGGUUCACUGCUGGCCAGUUUAAAAUCUAUUGUCAGCUUAUUAGUUUUAUUAUUUCUAUUCAUUGUAAUUUUUGCAUUACUCGGUAUGCAAUUAUUCGGUGGAAGAUUUAAUUUUCCACGUGAAGAAAAGCCAAGAUCAAAUUUUGAUAGUUUUUAUCAAUCAUUAAUUACGGUGUUUCAAAUUCUAACUAGUGAAGAUUGGAACGAAGCAAUGUACAAUGGGAUACGUUCUUAUUCUAAUAGUCGUGUUGGUAUUAUGGUCUGUUUAUAUUAUGUCAUCUUAUUCAUAUGUGGAAAUUAUAUACUACUCAACGUGUUUCUUGCUAUUGCUGUAGACAAUCUAGCUGAUACUGGUCAAAUGGAAGAGAAAAAAGACACCGCUGAUACAGAUGGUGAAAAAUCUGAUAAUAAUAAUAAUAUUAAUAAUAAUAAAGACAAUGAAAUUGGUAUUGUUAACAGUGAAAAUCUCAUCGUAGGUGAUAAUGAAAAAGAGAAAUUGAAUAUGAAUAAUGUUGAUGUUGAUGAUGAUAAUCGUAGACUAUUGACUGGAACAAUGAAUUCCGAUAAUAAAUUUGCUGAAGUACAUCAUGAAUUUAAUGAUGUGACACAAUUAUUAGAUCAAUUGAACUUAGAUCCAAUCAAUGAAGAAGCGAAUCUUGAUCGAUCCAUGUUUGAUAGAGACAAUGAACAAAGAACCUAUGAUAAAGACAAUCAAAGUAGAGAAAGUCUUAAUGAUGCUGACGAUGCUGACAAUGCUGACGGUGACGGUGACGCUGACGGUGAUGACAAUAGAAGUCGCGAUGAAAAUGAUGUAAAAAUAAAAGAUGCAACGAAUAGUUCCAGACGUCAUUCAGAGAUUAGUUCAACAAAAAAAAUUAAACCAAUCCCGAAUGCAUCAUCAUUUUUUAUAUUUAGUCCAACUAAUCCAUUUCGUGUAGCAUGUCAUGAAAUUUGUAAUCAUAAUUAUUUUAAUAAUAUUGUUCUUGUGUGUAUUCUGGUUAGCAGUGCUAUGCUUGCUGCUGAAGAUCCAUUAGAUGCAUCGUCAGCACGUAAUCAGAUUUUAAACUACUUUGAUUAUUUUUUCACUUCAGUAUUUACAGUGGAAAUUACUCUGAAGAUUAUUACCUAUGGUUUGGUAUUACAUAAAGGAGCAUUUUGUCGUAGUGCAAAUAAUAUGUUAGAUUUUAUGGUAGUUAUGACAUCGAUUAUUUCUUAUCCAAUUGACAUUGAUACAAUAUCAGUAGUGAAAAUAUUACGAGUAUCUCGUGUUCUACGACCAUUAAGAGCAAUUAAUCGUGCAAAAGGUUUAAAAUUUGAUGUAUUUUUUUCCUUUUAUUUCCUUGUAUUCUUUCCUAGUGGUCAAUACAUCACCUACGAAUUGGGUGAUAUAAAUCGACCUGUGGUUCUAGCACGUGUAUGGUUAAAUAAUCCAUUGAAUUUUGACAAUGUACCAAAUGCUAUGUUAACAUUAUUUGCUGUAUCCACUUUUGAAGGUUGGCCUGGUUUGCUUUACAGAUCAAUUGAUUCCUAUGCUGAAGAUUAUGGAAGUGUAUACAACAACAGGCCAAUUGUUGUGAUCUUUUAUGUGGCUUAUAUUAUUGUGAUAGCAUUUUUUAUGAUUAAUAUCUUUGUUGGUUUUGUUAUUGUCACAUUUCAACAAGAAGGUGAACAAGAAUAUAGAAAUUGUGAAUUAGAUAAAAAUCAACGUAAAUGCAUUGAAUUCGCAUUGAAAGCUAGACCAGUGAAACGAUAUAUACCGAAAGAGAAUUUUCAAUAUCGUAUCUGGUGGUUUAUAACAUCACAACCAUUUGAAUAUUGCAUUUUCAUCUUUAUAUUGAUUAAUACCAUUUCGUUAGCAAUGAAAGUUGAAGGACAACCGAAUGCUUAUGCUGAUGCAUUGGAUUAUUUGAAUAUGAUAUUUACUGGUGUAUUUACUGUGGAAUUUGUAUUGAAAUUGACAGCGUUUGGUUUUAAGAAUUAUUUUAGUGAUCCAUGGAAUGUAUUCGAUUUCAUUAUUGUUGUCGGUAGUUUCGUCGAUAUUAAUAUGUCACAUCUUGCUGCAAAUUCAAAAUUUAUUAGUAUCAAUUUUUUUCGUUUAUUUCGUGUAAUGAGGCUAGUGAAAUUAUUGAAUCGUGGUGAAGGUAUCAGAACACUUUUAUGGACAUUUGUUAAAUCAUUUCAGGCUCUACCAUAUGUUGCCCUAUUGAUUAUUAUGUUAUUUUUUAUCUAUGCUGUUAUUGGUAUGCAAAUGUUCGGGAAAAUUGCUUUAAUCAAUUCAGAUAGUUCAAUUAAUCAUAAUAAUAAUUUUCAAACAUUCCCCCAAUCGUUAUUAGUGUUAUUUCGUUCAGCAACUGGUGAAGCAUGGCAAGAGAUUAUGUUAAGUUGUGUAAAUGAUCAUACAGUUAAAUGUGAUCGUUACUCGGAUACUGAAAUGAAAGCAAUACGUAGUUUUCUAGAUGAAAAAUUUCCUUCUGAUACAAUCAAUACUACUUUGCUAACAGAAUAUAAUUUUUUACAAAAAAAUCAAAGUAUUGAUGAUAAUAAUUCCACCGCAAAUGUUACACCUAUCAUUACACCGAUCAAUCAAUACCACAUAGAUAAUAGUAAUAAUAAUAAUAAUAAUAAUAAUAAUCACAGACCACCACCAAUCAAAUCAUUGUACAAUCAUGAACAAGAUAUUAAGAUUAACAAUCAUAAUAAUAAUCAUAAUAAUAAUAAUAAUCAUUCUUUAUGGGAUACAUUCAACAAUGAAUUAAUUGAUCCGAACUCAUUAUCGAUUUAUUCACAUCCUUCGGCAUUAUUAUUCCCAUUGGAACAUCCUACCGAUUGGUCGAAUUCCUUCACCUCAUCAGCCUCGUCGUCAUCAGCAUCAGCUGAUUAUAAACAUCCAUUAGACAAUGGGAUUUAUCCACCGGAUUUUAUUCAUCGAUAUUAUAGACAUUUAAAUGAAAUGAAUGAAGAGAAUGUUAGCAUCGCGAUCAGUUCAUCGUCACAACUGUCAGCAGCAUCCUCCUCAUCAUCAUCGGUGUUAAAAUCAAACAAUGCACCACCUAUUGAAUUAUUGGAUGAAAGAACAAUUAGUAUGAAAAAAUUAGAAGAAUUAGGUUAUAAUGGACCACGUGCAACAUGUGGUUCAAAUUUUGCUUAUCCAUAUUUUAUAUCUUUCUAUAUGGUUUGUUCAUUUUUGAUUAUUAAUUUAUUUGUUGCUGUUAUUAUGGAUAAUUUUGAUUAUUUAACACGAGAUUGGUCAAUAUUAGGUCCACAUCAUUUAGAUGAAUUUAUACGUUUAUGGUCAGAAUAUGAUCCGGAAGCAAAAGGACGAAUUAAACAUUUGGAUGUAGUGACUUUACUUCGUAAAAUAUCUCCACCAUUAGGUUUUGGUAAAUUAUGUCCACAUCGUACUGCAUGUGUGACUUUAGUACGUAUGAAUAUGCCAUUGAAUAGUGAUGGCACUGUUAUGUUCAAUGCCACAUUGUUUGCAUUGGUUCGUACUAAUUUAAAAAUUAAAACUGAAGGUGCAGCAAUUGAUCAGCUAAAUGAAGAAUUACGUGCUGUCAUUAAAAAAAUUUGGAAAAGAACAAGUAAUAAAUUGUUAGAUCAACUUGUUCCUCCUGCAGGUGGAAAUAAUGAUGUAACAGUUGGUAAAUUCUAUGCUACAUUUUUAAUACAAGAAUGGUUUCGACGUUGGAAACAAAAGAAAGCUGAAGAACAAAAAGCUUUAAUGCAUGGACAAGGUAAAAGACACUCAAUUAUGCCAUUUAAAAAUUUCGGCAAACCAACCACCGGUCUACUUGAUGCACAAACUGCUUCUAUGAAUAUUCUACUACCACCUCCAUCGGAAGAAACCAGUAAACGUGGCAGUUCAGGCAGUAUAGGUGAUGGUGGGGGCGGAGGUGAUACACAUCAUAGUUUAUUAGAUUCAGUGAAAAAUGUUAUACAUCGUGUUGGUAGUUCACGGCGUCAUUCAGAAGUAUCACAAACUAAUGAUCGUGAAAAAUCUUUCUAUGAAUCAGGUGAUAAAAAAUUACCAUUAACUUCUAAUCAUUUACAACCGACAUCAACAUUAACAACAUCAAAUGAAGCUUUGAAAUUAUUAAAAACAGCAUCAAAAACAUUUAUACCGGAUUAUUUAAAUGCAGCUACUACCACAACUAUCACGUCAACAACAACACAAAGAAGUAUAUUACCAACUAUUAAUCAAGGAAGUCAUGAUGAUGAUGAUGAUGAAGAUGAUGAUCAAGAUGAACUAGUUGACAAUGAUGAAUUUCGUGGUGGUAUGCAUAAAAUUAUAGAUGGAAAAAUAAUGAUGAAUACAGAAAGGCAUAAUAAUUAUUCUAUGCAGCCAAAUCAAUAUCAUUUAUUAAAUGAAAAUCUAUCACAAAAACAAUAUUUAUCAAUGAAUCCAACGUUGUAUACAGAUAGAAGAAAUAUGAAUCGCCCAUUAUCAAGUCAUCAAUCCAACUCUGGAUUAGAUGAUUUAAUCAAUCAUUAUCCAGUAUCAUCUAUUCCUAAUACACAUCAUCGACCGAAAUCUAUGCAUCGACCGGAUCAAUUUCAACCAUCAUUCCAUACUGGUGAAGGUAAUGAUUUAACAACAACUCAUUUGAUUACAUUAAAUGAUGAUCAUAUAAGGCAUAGAGAAAAUAUUCGAUUGAAUGAUGAUGAAGACCAAGGCGACGAAGACAAUGAAGAUGUUGAAGGAGAUGGUGAAGACGGCGAAGACGAAGAUGGAGGAGAUUUGUUUUCAACAAUACGAAGUGAAACACCUAGUCCAGCACCAUCUAUUGCUGCAGCUAUUCUAAGACCAAAUUAUUAUCAAGUUUUUGAUGAACAGAAAUCAAUGAAACAUAGAAAGCUGUUAUUAAAUCCAUCUGAUUUUACAGUGUAUACUAGUAUACCAAGAAAUUUAAUGAUGAAUAGAUUAAUGAAUAAAACCGGUGGUAAUCCUAGUGGAUAUUCGAAUGGAACAGUAGUGAAUAAAGAUUUAGAAGAAUUAUUGGAUUUACCAAAGACUAUGUGGACUGCUUGUUUACCAGACACCCAACCAAUACAUGAAAGCUCUCAUGUCAAUCGACAACAACAUAAGCAUUACAAACGUCAACUACCUCAAAUACCGUCAGAAGUGAAUAAAAUAGAUGUUCGAGAUACUACUACUAAUAAUAAUAAUAAUAACUAUUGUCAAAUAUCUAACAACUCUGUAGGAGGAAUGAAGAUGAAUACAACACAAUCUAAUCUUAUGCAUGAAUCACAAUCACAACGUAAUAAUCAAUCUCAGUUAGUAGAAGAUAAUUCUGUUAUUGUAUAUCAACCUCCAACAAUUGAUCCACAUGGACCAGCACCAAAUCCUCCUGUUAACUGUUCUACAUUAAUUGAAUCUAUUUUUUUAUCAUCUUCACCAAAGCAUAAUCAUCAUCAUCAACAUCAUCAAGACGCGAGUGUAGUAGCAAUGAAUAGAGAAUUAUCACAAAUGUAUGCGAGACAACCAACAACUGCUAGACAAAAUUGGUUAAAUCAAUUAGUUGUUAACGAUUUGCCUAGUAGAUCCGAUCAUUCUCAUCAUCAACAUCAGCAACAAUCAAUCCAACCAACACAAGACUGGUCUUAUCUUAAUCAUGUCACUCCAUUAUUACCAACACAUCAACAUCAUCAGUUAUCAUCAAAACAACAUUCACCUCCACCGCCACCAGCACCGAAACCUACGCUAUUCUUUUAAAGAAUAGAUCAAAUGAUCAUUGAUCAAUCAUUUAAACAAACAAAUUCAAUUGUUCAAUUUUCAUUCCAUUCAAUUCAAUUCAAUGUUGAAGCAAAAACAAUGAAAAAUUCUACAUAAAAUAAAAAA
Molecule: messenger RNA, 6625 nt
Organism: Schistosoma turkestanicum
Lineage: Eukaryota; Metazoa; Platyhelminthes; Trematoda; Strigeidida; Schistosomatidae
Source: the annotation of a GenBank genome assembly